AUGAUUGAGAUGCCACGAGGUGAGACAUUCUCACGAUCGCGAACUGGAUGUCUACAAUGCCGAAAGAAACACAAUAAAUGCGAUGAGCAACAGCCAAAAUGUUCAUUCUGCGCAGUCCGAGAAUUAGACUGCAAAUAUCCGUCCAAUAUAAAAUGGAUUCAACGAACACAGCCUACACUGUCAAGACAUAAACCUCGUCGCAAAGACAUCCGAAUCGCAGAACUAGAAUCACUAGCUCGUUCUCCGGCGCUGUUCGCAGAUACGUGCUUCGAAUCCACCGAAGAAAAGUCUGCAUGGGAAUACUACGUGAGGCUCGUUUCAUCGAAUGUCCCAGCGCUAGACGGACCAGACAACCCUUACCGACAACUUUCCAUCCCAGCUCUAUCAUCCCCCAUUCUCCUCGAGACAAUCAUCUGCAUAGCAACAGAGCAUAUGCUAAAUUUCGGCUUAACAAGCGUUGAUCUUGCCGCCCGACGUCAGCAACGAAUGCUAAGAACCCUGGGACAAAACCUGAUCAACAUAGAUGCAGAAAUCAAUAGCAACCCGGCAACCAUUCCGACAGCCAACAAACCCGAAAGAGAAGCCCUUCUCACAGCCGUCGUCCUACAAGGAAUUGUGGUCGCACAAACAGCGGAUGGUGUCCUGGAGCCCCAUGUCAAAUGCGCCUCUUGGCUGAUGCAAGCACUGGGUUACUUCGCAGAAAUACCACAGAACCCCAUCGCACGCAUGAUAGUCCAACGCUUCGGCAUGGUCGACCUAAUGCUAGCAAUAUCCCGACAGCGUAGACCAUACGCACCGCAAACCUUCAUCCUUAAUCAACCAAACCAAAACCACUGGGACACAACCGAGCCAUCAUUUCAUAAAAUGACAGGAUGUCCACAGCCACUAAUGUGCCUCCUAGUCCGAAUAUCACACCUGGCAUGCGACAUGAGCGAAAACCUAGAAACUGAAGCCGGCACUGAAGCCACUAUCCUCGCCGAGGCAUUCCAACUAGACAGCGAACUCCGCGCAUGGGGCUCCGAAUACAUGUACAACGGCGAGAUCCCAGCGGCGUGUGAACGUACACCGUUGGACAUCCUAAGUGAAUGUUUCUAUUGGACGGCGCAUCUUUUACUUGCGCGCCGCGUCUUCCGAGACCAGACCUGCUCGCUGCGGGUACAGCAUCUGGUACAUAUAUGUUUCGGGUUGAUGGAUCAUCUCUCGACGGGGUGUGGACCUGAUUCGUCUUUGCCGCAGCCAUUUUACCUUGCGGCGAGGGAGGCUGUAUCACCCGAGGAUCGGGCCUGGGUUCGGCGGAAGCAUGAGUCUAUGACAGCGUACUAUCGGGAGCAGCAGCGGAAUUCGGCUAUGGGGCUUAUUGAACGAAUUUGGGAAGUUACUGAUUCGCUACGGGAGGCUGAGGGUGGGGCUGUGAGAUCUAGUCGGAGUGAGUUGUCUAUUGUUGAUAGCCCCUGGAAGUGUGUGGCGCUCAAGGGAAAAUGUGUUGGGAAAGACUCUGCCAACAUUGGCCAGGUUGUCGUGGCUGUCAUGGCUGUAACAGUGCCGGUGUUUCAGAUUCCCCGCGGAUCUCACGUGGAUGCCGUUCGGCGGCAUUUGGCGACGAUCAAGCGAUGGCCUGUUUCCCUUUGGUUCGACGCCACGGUUCCCAUGACAGGUUUUCCCCUGGAGGUCGCACCGGUGCAGGACACACAGUCGAGUAAGGAGAGUGCGCUGUACCCCUCAGACAAUGGAGGCUCAGGCUGUGCCCUCAUUGAUCGAGACCUCCGUGACGGUGUGUGGGCACCUGCAGGCUCUGACGCAGGGGCCAGAACCCAGGACCGUUGUCUGUUCAGUCCACAGUCGCUUUCCACCCAAAGGAAAACAGCACGAUGA
Messenger RNA from Penicillium canescens, 1872 nucleotides. Its product is annotated as Zn(II)2Cys6 transcription factor. Lineage: Eukaryota; Fungi; Ascomycota; Eurotiomycetes; Eurotiales; Aspergillaceae. Gene Ontology annotation, molecular function: DNA-binding transcription factor activity, RNA polymerase II-specific; transcription cis-regulatory region binding; zinc ion binding. The record is from RefSeq and is a predicted model, not a curated record. Gene Ontology annotation, cellular component: nucleus. Gene Ontology annotation, biological process: positive regulation of transcription by RNA polymerase II. The coding region runs from base 1 to 1872 and encodes 623 amino acids. The transcript has 5 exons.